CGCGGGCUGUGGAGAAUACGUGGAGGGCGACGUGGUCACUGCCGGAGACAAGCAUGCCUUCCAUCCCAACUGUUUCCAUUGCCAACGAUGCAGACAACCGUUACUCGGACAGGGGACCAAGGUUUCCCUCGUCCAAGGUGCGUUUCCCAUCGAAAUUAUUCACAUUCCGUUUUAAUAAAUCGUUUCAGAAAGAAAACCAUCGAGAUGGGCAAGAUACUUGUUAAAUACUGCACUUCCUAAAAAACCUAAUCGAGUCUAAUCGUAAUUUCUAAUUGUAAAUCAUACUUGAGCGAGGACAAUCCGGUUUAAACUCGAAAGGAGAACGAGAAGAUUCGCUGGUUGCGAUUCGAUCGUCAGAAUUGGAGUACCGGUAAACCUGUUAAAGGCAAAUUACCACUUAGGUGUAUCGUGAGCGAGGUUACGCUCACGUGGCCUUGUAACGAUUACGCGGUGAACGCUUAAAAAUACGCACGCGUCGAAACGAGCGUAUCGCAAGUUAAACUUGCUCCGUUUCGCUUCUCCUCAUUGUUUCCUCGUGCAAAUAUUUAUGCGCAUCUUCUACCACCGUUGUUGUAUCGAUCUGGCCGGUCGAGGACAACGAUAAUGCCGCUUAUUUUUAAACGAUACCGCAAAUAAGACAAUACUACUGCGUGCAGCUUCGAUCCUCGAUCUUUGAACUCUUCGAUUAGAAGGAUGCGUACGCGCGUUCCAAGAAAAUCGAGACGAUAACUGGAAGCACGUUUACCGAUUACCGUGAGAAAUUGAUCGAUCGUAUCGAUCGGCGAAGCUGGAAUCGGUUAUUUAUACGCGAAGAGAAAACAACGAAUGGACGAACGCUUCUCCUUUUCUACCGUUGGUAUUGCGCGUUGCAACGAUGAAUCAGCCGCGAAGAUACGGGAUCUAUGGUCAAGCUCUUUGCCACCGAUGCGUCGGUAUCCCUGUCCGAGAGGCCUCGACGCCAAUCGGGAAUAGCUCGGCCACCAGAGGAUCCGGAGACGGGCCCUCCGACCCCGGUGCCUGCGCUGGUUGUGGAAACCAAUUACGAGAAGGUCAGGCUUUGGUAGCUCUCGAUCGACAGUGGCACGUAUGGUGUUUAAAAUGUCACAGCUGUGACACCGUCCUUCAUGGAGAGUAUAUGGGAAAAGACGGGGUGCCUUAUUGCGAGAAGGAUUACCAGAAAUUGUUCGGUGUGAAAUGCGCCUAUUGCAAUCGUUACAUCAGCGGAAAGGUGCUGCAGGCAGGUGACAAUCAUCAUUUUCACCCGACUUGUGCCCGUUGCACCAAGUGUGGCGAUCCCUUCGGCGAUGGAGAGGAGAUGUACUUGCAGGGCGCUGCCAUUUGGCAUCCCCGUUGUGGCCCGGGUCCUAGCGGACCCAAUGGUAUCGUGAACGGCCACGGAGAAGCUCACACGCCACAGCAUCGAGAAUCAGAACGGAUUUCCAGCAGCGCAUCGGAGAUGCAGUUUUCAUUGCGGUCACGCACGCCAAGCCUGAACGGAUCACUCUGCAGCCCUUACAGCAGCCUCAGUCGCAAGUAUUAUCCCGCGCGAACUGGAAGUCCCGGAUUGAUAUUGCGAGAAUACGGACGUGGUCCAUCCGAAGAUGUGUCUAGGAUUUAUACUUAUUCGUACUUGACCGAAACGCCGACCCAAGGAUACUUGAGACGUCCGAUACAGCCGUACGACAAACCUCCGACUAGCCCACACUUUCAUAGACCUAGCUCGUCACGUUCGAUAAGAAGCAGUGGCGGACGCAGCAGCCGAUCUGGAAUGCGUGCUCUGGUCGAUGCUCUCAGCGAGACCAGACCAAAGUCACCGGCCAGUCAAGUAGAUAAUGACGAGCCAAUAGAGUUGGCGCAUUAUCCGGACGCCAUGAAACCUCCUCCUGGAACCAAACCGCCGAUCGAGAGAGAUGAUUUUCCCGCUCCACCUUAUCCUUAUACAGAUCCUGAAAGACGUAGACGAUGGUCCGACACUUAUAAGGGAGUACCUGCAUCCGACGACGAGGACGAAGUGGAUAACAAAACUUAUAUAAAGGAGGUGGAGGAGAAGUUGAAGAAAGAACAGGACGAGCUGAGCAAAAUCGAUACUGGAAUAGCGAAAGUGUUUUUGCAAGAUCGUGAAAAGGAUCGAGAGAAUUUGAGACACAGAGCCGCGAACGUUGAUCCUAGAAAUGCGUCGAGAACGCCAUCAGCUGCCAGAGAACCGACUUAUAGACUGCGAUACGAGAGUCCAGUUGGCGCUUCGCCUUCGAGGAACAUAGAUCACGCCAGACCGUGGGAGGACGAUGAUGGUUUCAGUUAUAGAUCUAGCGUAGGACCUAGUUACAACGUUGGGAGGUCAUCGGCACGUUCCCCGGCUCCCAGAAACUAUCCACCCCUUGGUACUCAACGCGCCUUCACUCUUCCAAACGCCGCUAGGCACUAUCAUUCGGGUGAUUAUUCGUUCAGUGGGAUGGGAGACAAGACGCACAGCACUGAUUUCUCAUCUGGCAAGUCAGAUAUAUCGACAGGAAGCAUCACGGAUGUGGAUCGACGGGCAUUGGUAUGUACCACAGCCCCAUACUACUCCCGGCGAAUUAGCAUGAAUGAUGGUGGAAUGCUGCCAUCAUCUACCACGUAUACAGGUGGCCUAGGUUCGGUAGUUGGAAGUCACGGGGGCCAUCACGUGAGGAGAUCACUGCCAGACAUGGGGACAGCACCGUCCGAACCGCCGAAACUCUAUCCUUAUCAUUUACUUGUCAUCACAAACUAUAGGCUGCCCGCUGACGUGGAUCGUUGCAACCUCGAAAGACAUCUUUCCGACGCGGAGUUUGAGGCAGUACUUCAGUGUACUCGUGCCGAGUUCUACAGAUUGCCGCAAUGGCGUCGUAACGAAAUCAAAAGACGUGCCCGGCUGUUUUAACUGGCAGCUAUCACGCUACGUGUUCUACUUAUUACCUUCAUCGUGUCACGACUGUGUUACCGUGCUAUAGAGUGUACAUUCCUUCCGCGUGGUAGGUGUUGUAUCAUGAGAGAAAAGGAGAACACGUGUUCGGGGAACCAACGAUUCGUAUCCGGUUUUCGAUCGCGAACAUCGACGAUAUCAAAGCGUUGUCAUCGUUGCGAAUGCAAAAAAUAAAAAUCGGGGCAAUCUCGACCUCUCGCCAUUUCUUACACGUUCACAGGGACACGUAUAAAUGCAUACACACAUGUUUAAACACGUAUAAACACAAUGUUCGCACGAUGACGCAAAUACUAUAAUACAUAUACAUAAAGGAGCACUACCAUUUGACGUCAAUUUUAUUCUCUCAGCAACGAAUCCACAGGCAGCUUGAUUUUUGAUCGUUCACAAACUAUUUCAUCGUAUCCUGUGAUUUCGGUGCUUCUUUCGGGAGAAUCUGUAUGUUGUUGAUAAGGAAAACGAAAGAAGGAUAUGUUCAACCGUUUCUGUGAUUGACAGAAAAGACCUGCUAAUUUGAGAAUUGAAGAAAAAGGGUUGAAACGUUUAUGAUCCGACGUUGUUAACGAAAAGAAAUAUGUAUUGUAUGUAUAUCAACUAUUAACAGUGAUGGUUUCAUUGGGAAUAUUUCAGACAGAAAAUUGUUAUCCUGUAUUUAACAUGUACACUUUCUAUGACUAGAAUUUUCACGAAAAGUGGAAAUAGUAGAUGGAUAAUAAUAAUUUUAGAGAAAUAGCUGAAAGUAAAGGUGGUCAGGAUCGUCUAAAAUUUUAUCAUUUAACUGGAACAUCAUCUUGUGACUUAGAGUUUACCCGUGAACACAUCGACGUGCAUAUAAAAUAGCGCGAUGGGAAGAUGUGCAAGAUUCAAAGCGAAUAAAAAACGAAAAAAAUGGUAAUACUCGUCGAUACGCAAACGUUGAUGUAAAUAAACGAACGAUGUAAGAGAAAUCUUAGAAGAAAUGAAAGAAGCAACGGAAGUACGAGGAAGUAUAUACAUAUAUGCAUAUAUGUACACAAACGUAUAAUACCAUUUUGAAAAUUCGCUUGAAUCACGGAACACACUAAUUGCAAAAAGCUAUAACAUAAACGCGCUACUAUUAUAGAAGUUAUCAUUAUCAUUAUAUUAUUAUUAUUAUUAAUUUUUAAUUAUUAUUAUUAAUUUUUAAUUAUUAUUAUUAUUAUCAUCAUUAUUAUUAUAUUUUACUAUAAGCAACAUGAAAUUUAAAGUAUAACUAGAUAGGAAAUCCAGCUUGUCGAAUGACGUAAUUAUCAAUAUAUUUAAAUAUCAUCAUCGAGUUUGCUCUUUCUAUUUUAAUUGGGUAUACGAGAGAUGCGAAUAUUUAUUGACAAAAAACAUUACACAAAUUUUCCUCAACUCGAUUUCUUUUAUAUAUAUAUAUAUCAAACUCGGAUCAAACUCGAAGAAUUAAGUUCAAUAUUUAUUUGGAUAAAGAGAAAUUAUCGAAAAAAAAGAGAAAAAACAAAAGUUACCGAGUCAAUUAUUCUUCUGCGAGCGAAUACGUCAAGCGACAAGCUGAAAACACAAAAGGAGGAAUAUGUUACAAUAGAAUUAUUAAAUUUCCAACAGGAUGCAA
Molecule: messenger RNA, 4535 nt
Organism: Apis laboriosa (Himalayan honeybee)
Lineage: Eukaryota; Metazoa; Arthropoda; Insecta; Hymenoptera; Apidae
Gene: Unc-115a
Product: actin-binding LIM protein 2
Exons: 13
Coding region: 875-2902 (675 amino acids)
Biological process (GO): lamellipodium assembly; cytoskeleton organization
Cellular component (GO): actin cytoskeleton
Molecular function (GO): actin filament binding
Source: RefSeq, a predicted model, not a curated record